UCGCGAAUCGUGUCGUCGUGACGUAAAUCCGUUUGCCGGUGAGUCACGCGGCGGCGGCUGUCCGGAUUUACUGGGCGCGUCAUCGGCGGCGGACCAAGUGGUUUUGCGGGUACCGUUGAAUUAGUGGGUAGUGGUGGUAGCGAAUAGUGGCCGUCGAGCGUACACAAAGUUCCAUUCACCAGUACCGCCACCACCGAUCGUACCACUACCGCUGUGCCCUCCACACCCGUCCAUGGACCGCCGCCGUCGCGCAAGCCCGCUUUACGGUUUUCCCACUCCGUCCGAAGUAUCUCGUAUUGUUCGCACCCGUCACCCACUGCGCCACAACAAUAUACUACGCGAGAUGUUUUUUACUCAUUCAGUGUACUCUUGAAGUCUCGACUCGACAGUCGAUUGCCGUAGCCAAUCCAUCUUCCGCGUCGACACUACACCGGUGUGCAAUCGUAUCGCGGUUUCCGUCCGUUCGAUUUCGCGCAGUUUUUGGAUUUUCUCGCCUAAUACAACGGCGCGCACUCCUAUUAACCGUACCAUUUACACUUUUGCAAUCGAUAAGACCGAACACACAUUUUACCGAUCAAUUUUUAAAAUAUUAUGCUUCAAUCCGCACAAAUGGUACCUUCGUCCGAUAUCUACAACGAUUUGAGCGAGUCCGUUUGCCGCGAUUGUUUGGACCCUGUUGGUGCGUGCACUUGUAGCUGGCAAAUCAUGCAGUUGGACGCCAGCUACAGCAUUUACACCACGUUAAACGAUGACAUGACCAAACGACCGACCUCCACUACGUCUUCGUUCCUUGGCGACACGCAUAAGUUGGAUGGUCUCAAUUGUGGUGGAAUACCUACACGUACAACACCAACUUUAACACCAACCACACUUCGUACCAUAGCUGCCGAUAUAGCUAAUUUGUCACCUGGUCCAUCUGAAAAUUUUGCAGCUGCAGCUUCUGACCUGCAUCAUCUUGUGUCGUCUUCAUGUUCUACCAUGAGCACAUCAACUUUAGGGGCUUCUGAUCGUACCGAUUUACAAGAACGUGUUAAUAUACAUAAUCUAAGCAAUCAAACAAUAAGUCUUCAAAGCAUAAAUAAUCAACAAAUUAGUCUCAAUAAUUUACAAAACCACCAAAAUGUAAAUCAAAACACUUUAAACCAACAGCAGCGUAAUGAUUAUAAUAAUUCUUUUUCAACGGCUGCAUCAAGGCAGGCUGGUUUUGUGCCACCACUAGUAUUGCAAAUCAAUUCCACUAACCCCAUUGCUCAACAAUCAUCAGGUUCAACAAUCUUAUUAAACAACAACACCAGUUCUGGUUCAAGCUCUAUAUUUAGUGCAAAAGGUUCAUCUACUUCAGCAUCAUCUUCACACUGGCAAGGAGUAGUAGUUACCCAAAGACCUCAAAAUAGAGCACGAAGUAUAACAAAACGACAAUUUACUGAUGAUGAAGAUGGCGAUGAUGAUUAUGAUUCUGCAGCUGAUGAUGGAACAGACAGUAGCGAUACAACUUCUAGUAAAAUGACACGCAAACAAAAUAAUAAAAAUAACAAAUCAAGUUCAAAAAAUGGAAAUAAAAAUGAAUUGAAGAAUAGUUCAGGUGGUAGUCGUCGAACUAAUAAUAAAGACAACAAAAUGAUGUCAGCUGAAGAAGAACAACGUAGACAGGUCCGAAGAGAACGUAACAAGCUGGCAGCAGCUCGUUGUCGUAAACGCAGGAUGGACCAUACCAAUGAACUUUUAGAGGAAACUGGGCAGUUAGAAGAUAAGAGGUUGAGGUUACAAGUGGAAAUCCAAGGCCUUCGUCAACAAAAAACAGAUCUACAACAGAUGUUAGCUCAACAUAAAUGUGCUGUAAAUAUGAACAAUGUGCAGUUAUCAAAUUCCGUUGCUACUGUAAAUCAUGCCACUACAAUAUUAGAUUCAAAUGAAAUUUCUGAAACAAAACCUAUCAUAUUAAGUAAUCAUCUAUCAUCAAUUAAGGGAAGUCCUUUACAACAAAACAUUAGUACAAACGCAGUGAUCAAUGAUAAUGAUAGUAAUAAUGUUGAUGAUAUUAUAAUAAAGCAUGAAGAUAAUUCUAUAAUACAAACCGAUAUUGAUUCCAAGGAUUCCAUAAAUAUUAUUCCUACUACUGUAAUGCAACAGCCUCAUAGAAGACGACCCACUACACUAUUGCAACUUAACAAUGGUAAUUUUGGUAAUAGUAAAAAAAUAUCUGGAAAUGGCUCUACGGGUGUAGUAGUAUUGAAUUUUGAUUCGCUCAUGGACGGUGGAACAGGAUUAACACCCGUAUCAUCUAGUGGUGGAAGUGUACAAAAUCAUCAUCAACAAGUUCAACAUAAUAGCACAGGGAAUGGUGGUGUAAAUACUGAAAAUAACAGUGUUUUAUCAUAAAAAAAGUCACCAUUAGUCAAAUUAAUUAGUCAACUCGAAUUAGUCAGUCAACAAAGUAUCACCAGAGUUGGGCAGGCAAUAAUUUUUAAAAAUAAUAUUUUUCAACUAAGAUAUGGUUUUAGAGUGUUUUUUUUAAUGAAAUAAAGUCAUGAUCAUAAUUUAUCUAGUCAAAUAUAUUUAUUGUAGCCAUGAUAAUUUAUAAACUAUAUAAAAAUAAUUAUUAUUUAUGUUUCUGUUAAAAUAAGCAUUUAUUAAGCAUUGGAACUACCAUAAUUUGAAUACUGAAAAAUCUAACAUAUGAGAUCUAUUUUUAUUUUCAUCGGAUUUUGAAUUGUGCAUGUUAAAUGAAUGAUGAAUAUUAACUG
Acyrthosiphon pisum (pea aphid) is the source of this 2744-nucleotide messenger RNA. RefSeq names its product transcription factor kayak. The coding region runs from base 592 to 2379 and encodes 595 amino acids. Gene Ontology annotation, cellular component: nucleus. Gene Ontology annotation, biological process: regulation of transcription by RNA polymerase II. Gene Ontology annotation, molecular function: RNA polymerase II cis-regulatory region sequence-specific DNA binding; DNA-binding transcription factor activity, RNA polymerase II-specific. The transcript has 5 exons. NCBI's taxonomy places the organism in Eukaryota, Metazoa, Arthropoda, Insecta, Hemiptera, Aphididae. The record is from RefSeq and is a predicted model, not a curated record.